UUUGCCAAUGUAAGUGCGUCAUCAGUGUGGGCCCGGACCCAGCGACAAGUCGACGCUCCUCGUUGGCUCUGUAUUUUUUUAUCCUCACUCGGCCACUUUUCGUUUCUUUCUCAAAAGAGCAGCAGUAAACGGAGUGCGCCGGUCGUUUGGAUGUUUGUAUAAGGCUUUUCUCAUCUCUCUGGUCUCUAAGCGCAGCCGGUUGCCAUGGCGUCUCCAGGGGGACAAGGAGGAGGAGCUCUGUCCACUAGAGGAGGAUGUGGCGUCAGGAGGAUGAAGUGGGCCCUGGAGCUCAGCUUGGGCAACACCAGGAGCCGUAGUGACCGACAGGGCGGUCAGGGCGAUGUGGUUUACCCCAUCGGCUACUCCGAGAAACCCGUCCCUGACACCAGCAUCCAGGAGACGGACAAGAACCUGGUGGAGAAGCGUUGUUGGGACGUGGCCCUGGGGCCCCUAAAGCAGAUCCCCAUGAAUCUAUUCAUCAUGUACAUGUCAGGCAACACCAUCUCCAUCUUCCCCAUCAUGAUGGUCUGCAUGAUGGCCUGGAGACCCAUUCAGGCACUCAUGUCUAUGUCUGCCACCUUCAAGCUGUUGGAGAGCUCCAGUCAGCAGUGGCUUCAGGGCCUCGUCUACCUGGUCGGUAACCUCCUGGGCUCGGCGUUGGCCAUCUACAAGUGUCAGUCGAUGGGGCUGCUCCCGACGCACUCGUCUGAUUGGCUGGCUUUCAUAGAACCGCCUCAGAGAAUGGAGAUCAUGGGCGGAGGGAUGGUGUUGUGAAGAGGAUGGACCAUGCAGAAACACACACACUCACUCACUCACUCACAAACAGACCCACACACCAACUGUUUGCCUUUCCUGUUGGAGACACUGAGAGAUGUUUGUUACGUUAAUUGACUUGGAAAAAUGCCGACUGGUCUGCUUGAAGUCUUUGCCAUAACCUCGCAUUUCAUCUCACAUCUUUUUUUUUUUUUUUUUUUUUUGGAUUCUUUUAAUAGAGAUUUGAAAGCCAGCAGACUCUCUUGUUGACUACUACUAAGCUAUAGUUUUUCAUACUGUACAGGUUCACAGUAAGGGAUUAUCUGAAAAGAUCUUUUCCAAAAUGCUACACAUCCCAUAUAUAGGAGAAAAAAACUGCCCAAACUUCACCAUUCAGUAUCUCUAAAAUAUGGAGGUUACAGGCUGUAAAGUGUUUCCAUUUUGUAAACCAAGAUCCUACAUUACCUACUACUAUUUUUAAAACUUUGAUAGUUUAAGUUCGUGAUAUUCAGUUGCUUUGUAAUAGUGUUUUUUUUUUUGUUUUUUUUUCCUCCCCCAAACUGUGAAUAUCUCAUUUUGGAAUGCAACUCUUCAUUUUGCAGGCAGGCAUGAUUUUAGCAUGCAAUUGAAAUAAAUAAAAAAAAUAAUAAAAUAAUAAUUUAUUUAUACUGAUUUGCUCUGUGAAAAUGCUCUAUGAAAUAAAUCCUUACUGAUUGAAUUAAA
Messenger RNA from Myripristis murdjan (pinecone soldierfish), 1476 nucleotides. It is a transcript of the gene emc4, whose product is annotated as ER membrane protein complex subunit 4. The record is from RefSeq and is a predicted model, not a curated record. Lineage: Eukaryota; Metazoa; Chordata; Actinopteri; Holocentriformes; Holocentridae. Bases 205 to 774 code for a protein of 189 amino acids. The transcript has 6 exons.